AUGACGCGCACUACCGAUCUCAUGGUGCCCCUGCUGGGCCUGAGCCUGGCACUGGCCCUGAGCCUGCCCGGAGCUGUGGCAGCCGACUGCGAGUCCCUCGGGCGCGUGGAGCACCUGGCAUUUGCUCAGGUGGCCAGGACGCGGGAGCUAGCCCCCUGUGACCGCGCGACAGGGCCCCUGGACUCCCUGUAUGGCACCGUGAGACGAUUCCUCUCUGUGGUUCAGCUUAACCCCUUCCCGGAAGAGUUGAUAAAGACCCUGCUGAACGAUCCAUCUUCUGUGAAGACAGAUGAGGUGGUUCGGUAUGAGGCAGGCUACGUCGUGUGUGCUGUCAUUGCUGGCCUCUACCUCCUGUCGGUACCCAUCACUGGGCUUUGCUUCUGUUGUUGUCGCUGCCGCCAGCGCUGUGGAGGCCGAGUGAAGACGGAGCACAAGGCCAUGGCCUGUGAACGUGGCACCCUCAUGACCUUCCUGCUGCUGACUACCCUUGUGCUUCUAAUUGGUAUGGUCUGUGCUUUUGCUACUAACCAGGACACACAUAGUCAGUCAGGCCCCAGUGUGGAAGCUAUCCCUGAGACCCUGCUCAGCCUAAGAGGCCUGGUCUCUGAUGUUCCUGAAGAGCUGCAGGCCAUGGCUGAACAGUUCUCUGUGCCUCAGAAGCAAGUCUCAAAGGAGUUGGAUGGUAUCGGUGAGAACCUUGGGAACAUAAUUCAUAACCGGCUCAAGAGCAUAGUGUACCCAGUGCUAGCCUCAAUGCACAGCUUGGGCCAGGCCCUGCAGGUCUCCAUAGACCACCUUCGAGCCCUGAACACCACCUCAGUGGAGCUGCAGGAGGGUCAGCAGCACCUGGAACCACCUGUGCAGGCGCUCCGGGAACGCCUGCUCACCCUGCUUCAGAAGAGCUGGUGCCAUAACUGCGAGGGGGUCCUAAGCCGGGCCAGUGCUCUGCAACUGGGUGCUGACUUUAGCCAGGUGCCCCAUGUGGGUGAUGUCCUGCUUCGGCUGAAGGGUGUCCCAGAAGCCAACUUCUCCAGCCUGGUCCAGGAGGAGAACACCACCUUCAAUAACCUCCCGAUCCUGGUUAAAAUGCAGACGGUCAGUGUGGUCGAAGAUCUGAAAAAGGCACUGGCUGAGCAGCCUGAAGGUGUGAGGAUGCUGGCCCAAGCAUUCCCAGGUUCAGAGGCAGCUUCCCGCUGGAGCCAGGCACUGGAGGGGCUGGAACAGCACAGCCGCCCCUACUUGCAGGAGGUGCAACGAUAUGAGACGUACAGGUGGAUUUUGGGAUGUGUGCUGUGCUCUGCCAUCCUGCUUGUGGUGAUCUGUAACCUGUUGGGCCUCAGCCUAGGCAUCUGGGGGUUGUUUGCCAGGGAGGACCCCAGCCACUCUGAAACCAAGGGCGAGGCUGGAGCCCGCUUCCUCAUGGCAGGUGUGGCCUUCAGCUUCCUCUUCUCAGCCCCCCUCAUCCUCCUUGUCUUCGCCACUUUCCUGGUGGGCGGCAAUGUGCAGACGCUGGUGUGCCGGAGCUGGGAGAGUGGAGAGCUAUAUGAGUUUGCUGACACCCCGGGGAACUUGCCUCCAUCCAUGAACCUGUCCUACCUUCUUGGCCUGAGAAAAAACAUCAACAUCUCCCAGGCCUAUCGACAGUGCAAGGCAGGGGCAGUACUCUGGAAUGUUCUACAGCUCAAUGACUCCUAUGACCUGGAUAAGCACCUGGAUAUCAAACAGUAUACCUCCAAGCUUCAGCAGGAGUUUCAGAGCUUCAAAGUAGAUUUGAAGGAUCUAGACCUGUUGAGCCCUGCUGCCCGCCAGGACCUGGAGGCUUUGCAGAGUAGCAAGCUGGAGAAUAUCCACUACAGAGAUUUCAUUGUACAGAUCCAGCAGCCUGUGGUGAAGACUGACAUGUGGCAGCUGGGGCAGGAGCUGGAAGGACUGGCCCAGGCCCAAAAUGACUCUUCACUGAGGCAGCAGCUACAGGAUGAGGUCAGAGAACUUCGAAGCCUUUACCAGGAGAAGGUUGCCCCCCAGGAGAGCCUUGUGGCCAAGCUCAACCUCAGUGUCAGGGCCUUGGAGUCCUUGGUCCCCAAACUGCAGGCAAAUACCUCAAGCUUUCUUGACACUGUGGCCAGUCUAAAAGGAGAGCUGCCGGUGCAGCUCCACCACAUCCUGAGGAAUGCCACGGAGUGUUUCCUGACCAGGGAAAUAGGCUACUUCUCUCAGUAUGUGACCUGGGUGAGAGGAGAGGUGACUCAGCACAUCGCCACAUGCCAGCCCCUCUCUACAGCCCUGGACAAUGGUCAUGUGAUCCUGUGUGACAUGAUGGCCGACCCCUGGAAUGCCUUCUGGUUCUGCCUGGGGUGGUGCACCUUCUUCCUCAUCCCCAGCAUCAUCUUCGCUGUCAAGACCUCCAAAUACUUCCGUCCCAUCCGGAAACGCCUCAGCUCCACCAGCUCUGAAGAGACACAACUUUUCCAUAUACCCAGGGUCACCUCCCUGAAGUUAUAG
Grammomys surdaster is the source of this 2502-nucleotide messenger RNA. It is a transcript of the gene Prom2, whose product is annotated as prominin 2. Gene Ontology annotation, cellular component: prominosome; microvillus; cilium. Bases 1 to 2502 code for a protein of 833 amino acids. Lineage: Eukaryota; Metazoa; Chordata; Mammalia; Rodentia; Muridae. Gene Ontology annotation, molecular function: cholesterol binding. The transcript is spliced from 23 exons. The record is from RefSeq and is a predicted model, not a curated record.